UCCCCUCACUUCAUUUCCUUUCACUCCAGCAGCUAGGGUUUACCAUCUCUCUCUCUCCCAAUCAGAACCAUGACUCUCUACCGCCUCAUUCUCCGCUCCCUCCGCCGGUCAACCUCUCUCUCCUCCACCAUCACCGCCGCCGCCGCAAACCAAACCCUCUCUCUCCCCCCUCCUUCCCCCACUUCCCUAACCCCCACCCGCUCCUUCGCCUUCUCAUCUGCCGAGGAAGCCGCCGCCGAGCGCCGCCGCCGCAAGCGCCGCCUCCGCAUCGAACCCCCUCUCCAUGCCCUCCGCCGCGACCCCUCCGCUCCCCGCCCCCCGCCCGACCCCAACGCCCCCCGCCUCCCCGAUUCCACCUCCGCCCUCGUCGGCAAGCGCCUCAACCUCCACAACCGCGUCCAGUCCCUCAUCCGUGCCGGCGACCUCGACAACGCCUCAGUAGUCGCCCGCCAGUCGGUCUUCUCCAACUGCCGCCCUACCGUCUUCACCUGCAACGCCAUCAUGGCCUCCAUGUACCGAGCCAAACGGUACGACGACGCGGUCGCCCUCUUUCAAUUCUUCUAUAACCAAUCUAACAUUGUGCCUAACGUGGUAUCCUAUAACGUGCUCAUAAAUACUCAUUGUGAUGCUGGUCGUGUUGAUGAGGGUUUGAAUGUUUACAGACAUAUUAUAGCUAAUGCCCCGUUUAGUCCCUCACAUGUGACGUAUCGGCAUUUAACGAAAGGGUUAGUCGAUGCGGGUAGGAUAGGUGAAGCCGUUGACUUACUAAGGGAAAUGUUAAAUAAGGGGCACGGGGCGGAUUCACAAGUUUAUAACAAUUUGACCUUAGGGUUUUUGAAUUUGGGGAACUUGGAUAAGGCCAAUGAGUUUUUUGACGAGCUGAAAGAGAGGUGUUUGGUGUACGAUGGGAUUGUGAAUGCAACGUUUAUGGAUUGGUUUUUUAAUCAAGGGAGGGAGAAGGAAGCUAUGGAAUCGUACAAGUCGUUGCUUGACAAACAAUUUAGGAUGAUUCCUGCGACUUGUAAUGUGCUUAUGGAGGUGUUGCUUAAGCACGGGAAGAAAAUGGAGGCUUGGGCGUUGUUUGAAACCAUGUUGGAUACUCACACCCCGCCCACUUUCCAAGGGGUCAAUUCGGACGCUUUUAACAUAAUGGUUAACGAGUGUUUCAAUUUGGGGCAAAUCUCUGAGGCAUUUGAUGUGUUCAAGAAAGUGGGGAAGAAGCCUGGGUCGAAGCCAUUCGCCAUGGAUGUGGCAGGGUACAAUAACAUUAUCACUAGGUAUUGUGAGCUUGAGAUGAUGGAGGAUGCAGAGAAGAUGUUUGUUGAGUUGACGUCCAAGUCGUUAUCCCCGGAUGUUAACACAUACAGAACCCUAAUCGAUGCUUAUUUUAAGGUGGGGAAGGUUGAUGAUGCAUUGCAGAAGUAUACCAAGAUGGUUGAGUCUGGCUUGAGAGUGAUUCCGGAAUAUGCCAAUAGAUGGUUUAGUGCACUGAUUGAGAAUGGGAAAGUUUUUUACUGUGCUCCGAUUUUGACAAAAAUGUGUGAAAGAGAUCCAAAACCAGAUGCAGUGAGCUAUGACGUGGUGAUUAAAGGGCUUUGUAAGGAAGGUAACUUCGACUUGAGUAUUGAGUUAGUGGGUCAUAUGUUGAGGUACGGUGUUGGUGUUGCUCCUGGAUUGAGGGAAUUUUUGAACGAGGAAUUUGGGAAAGUAGGAAGAGUUGAGGAGAUUGAGAGGCUUUUAGCGAUGAGGGGACUGGGUUAUGGUGGAUCCUGGAGGCCGUCAGGACCAGAUACAGUAGGAUCCCCUCGAAUGCCAGGAGCUGUACCAGUUUAAUUUGAGGUAAAAUAUCACCAUUUUAAAUUUGCUCAUUCUCAUGUAUCAGGUACUUUUAUUUGAUUGGGCAAUGAACUCUAGAUUAUUUAUACUCCAUGUGAUUAGCAUCUCAUAUGCCACAAGUCUGAGGGAUGAGGUGUUUCUUUGCAGUUGGGCUAUGAUCACGCGGUUUUGCACACGACAUGCACCUUUGUAAGCUGAUGAUAACAUUGCUAGUUAUUAUUGGGAUGUCUUCGUGUUAAUAAUUGAAUAAGUUACUAUGAUAGCUAUGUUGCUUUCA
Messenger RNA from Rhododendron vialii, 2113 nucleotides. RefSeq names its product pentatricopeptide repeat-containing protein At1g10270-like. The record is from RefSeq and is a predicted model, not a curated record. Lineage: Eukaryota; Viridiplantae; Streptophyta; Magnoliopsida; Ericales; Ericaceae. Gene Ontology annotation, molecular function: protein binding. The coding region runs from base 70 to 1833 and encodes 587 amino acids. The transcript has a single exon. Gene Ontology annotation, cellular component: chloroplast.